Molecule: messenger RNA, 1571 nt
Organism: Ananas comosus (pineapple)
Lineage: Eukaryota; Viridiplantae; Streptophyta; Magnoliopsida; Poales; Bromeliaceae
Product: serine/threonine-protein phosphatase PP1-like
Exons: 4
Coding region: 77-1075 (332 amino acids)
Cellular component (GO): cytoplasm; nucleus
Molecular function (GO): protein serine/threonine phosphatase activity
Source: RefSeq, a predicted model, not a curated record
AGAGAGAGAGAGGGAGAGGGAGGGGGGAAUCGAAGGGUUAGGGUUAGGGUUAGGGUUAGGGAUCGAGCGAGCGAAGAUGAUGAUGACGAAGAGCUCGAUGGGGGCGAUGGACGGGGCGGUGCUCGACGACGUGCUGCGGCGGCUCCUCGACGGCGGGCGCGGCGGCGGGGGGCGGCAGGUGCAGCUGUCGGAGGCGGAGAUCCGCCAACUCUGCGUCGAGGCGAAGCGCGUCUUACUUGACGAGCCCUCUCUCGUCGAAAUCGCCGCCCCCGUUAAGAUCUGCGGUGAUAUACACGGUCAGUUCGCAGACCUUCUGAGGUUGUUUGAGUGUGGCGGCUUCCCUCCUACUUCAACUUAUAUAUUUCUUGGAGACUAUGUGGAUAGAGGCAAACAAAGCUUGGAGACAAUAUGUUUACUUCUGGCAUACAAAAUCAAGUACCCUGACAAAAUCUUUCUCCUCAGAGGAAACCAUGAAGAUGCAAAAAUCAACAGAGUCUAUGGUUUUUACGAUGAAUGCAAACGAAGGUUCAAUGUUAGGCUAUGGAAGAUAUUCUGUGAUUGCUUCAAUUGCUUGCCUAUUGCAGCAAUAAUUGAUCAAAAGAUACUGUGUAUGCAUGGUGGCCUUUCGCCAGAAUUGAAUAGUUUAGAUCAAUUAAGGGAAAUAACCAGGCCUACUGAGAUUCCCGAUUAUGGCCUUCUUUGCGAUUUGCUUUGGUCUGAUCCUGAUUCUGACGUUCAAGGUUGGGGUACGAGUGAUAGAGGAGUUUCCUGUACUUUUGGUGCCGAUAAGCUUGUAGAGUUCUUGGAGAAGAAUGAACUUGAUCUUAUAUGCCGAGCUCAUCAAGUAGUGGAAGACGGAUAUGAGUUCUUUGCACAAAGGAGAUUAGUUACAAUAUUCUCAGCCCCGAACUAUUGUGGCGAAUUCGACAAUGCGGGUGCUUUGUUGAGCAUAGAUGAAUCUCUCUUGUGCUCAUUCGAGAUAUUGAAACCCCUCGAGUACAAUAAAUCUAAGGCAGGCGGGGCAAGUACCAUGAGACCAGUACCUAAGAAGUUGCCGAAAGCCGGAAAUGCUUGAAGCCUCUCCGAUUUACUUAAAUUGGCAUCAUCAGCUCAAGGGGAGAGAUCUGAAAGGGUUUGGAUCCACCGGAGCUUGCUUUAGUUCUUUUCUGUUUAUUCGUCUGCUUAGUCUGGUAGAUUUUGUAGCCAAAUUCAACAUCCUUUGAACCAUCUGGAAAUUGAAGUGCAUCUACGGUUCCAGGAAAAAAAAAAAGAAAAUCGGAGGAAAAAUCAUCUGUAAAGUAGAAUCUAAUGCUUUCUCAUUGUGUACAGCAGCAAUCGUUCAGCAUUAUUCAAUUUUAUAUCUCGUCUUCAUCAUUCACUAUCUGACCUCGACACUGAUGUUUCGUGUAGAAAUUGCCUUUUUUCGUGUGUAAGAUACUGGUUUUUCUGAUUGAUGUGAUCCAAGUUCUUGUUUGUCUGUGAUGAAUUGUACGAUUUGAACUACAUGCGUGGUUGAUUCAUCCUACCGAUGUAUAUGAAUUCUGAUUGAGACUUUCAUGUUUUGCCUGUUA